Zingiber officinale is the source of this 4194-nucleotide messenger RNA. Its product is annotated as DNA mismatch repair protein MLH3-like. Gene Ontology annotation, cellular component: mismatch repair complex. The record is from RefSeq and is a predicted model, not a curated record. NCBI's taxonomy places the organism in Eukaryota, Viridiplantae, Streptophyta, Magnoliopsida, Zingiberales, Zingiberaceae. Gene Ontology annotation, molecular function: mismatched DNA binding; ATP-dependent DNA damage sensor activity; ATP hydrolysis activity. Gene Ontology annotation, biological process: mismatch repair. The transcript is spliced from 25 exons. Bases 891 to 4043 code for a protein of 1050 amino acids.
ACUCGGACUCUUCGAGAAUCCCAUCGGAUCCAACGUCACUGGUGCACUUCGUACUCACCGUUGCGAGGAUUCCCGCUUUUCUUCUCAGCGACAUCGGCCGGCGACGACAGGUGUUUCUUCCUUCUCUUCGUCCUCCGAUUUGAUCCACUUGUUCAAUGAACCCAGUAAAGCGUUUGCCGAGGAGUGUUCAUGGUCCCCUGAGAUCUAGCGUACUUAUGUUUGACUUGCCGAGAGUGGUGGAAGAAUUGGUGAACAAUAGUCUAGAUGCUGGUGCUGCUAAGGUCUCUGUUUUUGUAAAUGUGAGAACAUGUUAUAUCAAAGUAGAAGAUGAUGGUCGUGGUAUUUCGAGAGAUGAACUGGUCAUCUUGGGAGAAAAACGUGCAACUUCAAAGUCUGCUCUCUUGGAUGACAUAAAAGUUGGCAGUCAUGGAUUAGGUUCUGAAGGAGACAUGAUGAUCUCACUUUCAGAUAUUUCAAUAGUUGAAAUUCGAACAAAGGCACGAGGGAAGCCCAAUGCAUAUUGCAAGAUUAUAAAGGGAUCAAGGUGCUUAUUUCUUGGAAUUGAUGAUCAGAGAGAAGAUGUUGGCACAACAGCACCAGUACCCCAGUCCUAAAAUGGUGCCUUAUGGCUCUCUCUCAUCUCCUGCAGUUGUUGUUCGAGAUUUAUUUUACAACCAACCUGUUAGGAGAAGAUACAUGCAAUCUAGGUUGCUUUCUUUGAACUUGUGCACCUUGUCUUCACACAAAAAGUGAUUCAUUGUGUGAAGAAAGUUAUUGUACGAGCUGCUUUAGUCCACCCACAAGUUUCUUUCAAACUGAUUGAUAUUGACAGAGAAGAUGAGCUACUUAACACAGUGCCUGCCUCAUCUCCUCUGCCUUUGGUUUCUAGUAUGUUUGGCGAUGUAUCUUGUUCACUUCGCGAAGUGGGUUUCUCUGAUGAUAUACUUAUGCUUACUGGAUAUAUUUCUCGACCGGGCGAAGUUUUCUCUACGAAGGUUCUCCAGUAUCUAUAUGUGAACUUGAGGUUUGUCAGCAAGGGUCCAAUUCAUAAUUUGCUCAAUAAUCUGGCAUCAACAGUUAUGUGUUCUUCAGCUCUUCAUUCUGUUGAUCAUCUUCUGCAAGGCAGAAAGAAACGAAAAAUACAAGCUAAUCCUGCAUUUAUACUUAACCUACACUGCCCUUUUUCUCUCUAUGGUAUUCAUUCUGAACCAUCAAAGACAAUUGUUGAAUUCAAGGACUGGGAAAAAAUCUUAACAUUCUUUGAGGAAGCUGCUAGACAUCAUUGGCAGCAACAUUUGGCACCUCCUCAGCAAGGCAAUUCUUUUCCCCAGCAAAAUCACAGACCUAGAACAUGUAAAGCACAAGAUGAAGAAACUUCCAUUAGAGAUACUACGAAGGGUGUUAGCUUCAUGAAGAAGAGAAGCAGUUGCCAGAUACAACAGAACUCUCCCCAGACACAAAUGACAAUCCCACUAGGUUUUAAUUCAGAAGAUACUGAUGUUUCUCAAGAUCAUGAAAGGUCAAAGAAUGAUCUCAAUAAUUUUUUUAGGAAUUCUGAAUCAUGUCAAUUUGAAAUUGAUAAGAUCAAGGAGUCAAGUCCUCUCCAAAUUUUCAAGGAAAGUGCAGAAAAUUUGCUUGAUUCGACAUACCAUAACAUCACUUGCAUGGACAUUGAUUCUUAUAAGGGUUUUAGCAAUUGUUUGUUGCAAAAUAAUGUUAUUUCAGAUCCCGUACCUCAGUUUGUAGAUGAGCAUGAUAUGCUAAAUUCUUGUUCUAAGUACAUGUGUUCUAAAGAAGUAGGAAACUCGAGUGAGGCGGCAGCUUCUGAUGCUACUUCACCUAAGUUUCAGGAUGCCAAAAUAACAUAUCAACAAGUUGAGUUUUCACCUCCCUUUUGUUCUUUGCUCAGCAAAUCAGGUACUAAAUCUACUAAUGGCUACUCGUUAAUGAAAAAUAUGAACUAUGGCUCGCCAUACUACUCAAGGCAUAGCGAAUCGAAUUGCAGUAUUGAUUGGUCAAGAAGUGACUUGUCUUGUGAGGAUAUAGAUCUCAUGAUUUCUGGUUAUAACAUUAAGCAUUUAAACUACAGAAGUACAUUUCCUUGUGAAAUAGUUGAUGUCUCUAUUCCUUCUUUUCCAACAGUUAGAAAAUGCCAGACAAUUAGGCAUCCUUAUGUCUCAUCUAGUGAUUUGAUCAGCCCUUAUUCCUUUGGUCAUGAUUGCUUAAGCAGUUCCCAGGGGUUUGAUAUUGGUCUAGGAGAGUGGGCAAUUAGUCCCCAUUAUGAAAUUCCUGGCUUAUGUGCCUGGCCUACAAGAUCAACUGUGGAGGAAUUUGGUCCUAAAAAUAGGAGCCCUUCAGAAAGCAAAUUGAUGCCUUUUGAAGGUUAUGAAAAUUGGCCUUGUCAGAAAUCAGAAUGCAAAGAUGAAUGUCUGAGUCUAACUCAGGAUAGUUCAACUGUUCUUUUUCCACGCGAAAGAUGCAUGGCAACCAAACUGGACUGGAAUUUCUCACCAAGUCCCAUGAGUAAAACACACAGUUUUCAACUUGCAGAUGAUAUGGACUCGGAAAAUGUUUGCUCAUUUCCUACAGUAGCUAAGUUGGACUGGAAUCACUCUCAAAAUCCGUUGAGAAAAACAUAUAGUUUUUGCCCUAAAGAUGAUAUGGUAUUUGACAAUAUUUGCUUAUCUGGUAAGGUAAAUGAUGAUAUUAGCUGCUUUUCAAUAGGAACUUUGGAUUGCAAUUACAUGGAGGAUAAGCCCAAAUGGGAUGCUGUGCAAAAGGAUAGUGUGAAGGUAGGAAAUUUGCAGGAUGCCCAAGAAUUUCAAAGUAAACGUUUACCUUUGAAUUACAUGGAAAGAUCAAGAAGUCAGUCAGCUCCUCCCUUUUACAGAGGCAAGUGCAAGUUCUCUGUCCUUGGUUGUCCGACUACCGUAGCUGUGAAGAAAUCUAGUUCUCCAUUCUCCAAAAAAUCAAUUGGUGAUUUGUCACACCCUUAUGCAUCUCAGCCGCUCCUGCAGCCUUUCGCCUCUGAGGAUUGCCUGCAAGAUUCCAUAGAACCCAGUAGUGAAAAGAUAAACAUUUAUGAUGUAAGAUACCGCUGCCCAGACAAUGCAAUCAAUGAUAUACAAGAAGAUUCAACAUCUGUGUUGGUUAAAUGGCGUCCUGGAGUUUACCAGACUAAGGAUGGUGGCAGUUCACAGAAAUCUUUCCAACAGGCUGAUGAUAUACUUGACAUUUCUUCUGGUCUCCUACAUUUCACUGGUGACUCAUUAGUUCCUGAAUUAAUUGAUAAAAAUUGCCUGCAUGAUGCUAGGGUUCUCCUUCAGUUGGACAAUAAAUAUAUUCCAGUGAUGGCUAGUGGAAAUUUGAUGGUCAUUGAUCAGCAUGCAGCAGAUGAACGGAUUCGUUUAGAAGAACUGCGUCGAAAAGUUCUGUCUGAUGAAGGCAGAGAAAUUACUUACCUAGAUUCAGAGGAGGAGUUGGUUCUUCCUGAGAUGGGGUUUCAGCUGUUGCAUAAGUAUGCUGAGAAGAUAAAGGCAUGGGGUUGGAUUUUUAAUAGUCAAAGCCAAUUGCCUGAGUUAUUCCAGAAGAACCUGAACCAUUUUAAAAGAAACCAAUGUGGUGUUACUCUUGUUGCCGUGCCUUGUAUCUUAGGUAUUAAUUUGACCAUCAAGGAUCUUCUUGAGUAUAUCGAGCAGCUUGUCGAAACUGAUGGAUCAUCAAGUCUUCCACCUUCUGUUCUUCGGAUUCUUAAUUCCAAAGCUUGCAGAGGCGCAAUUAUGUUUGGUGAUUCUUUGUUACCCUCGGAGUGUUCUUUGAUUGUGGAAGAACUGAAAGCAACAUCCCUAUGUUUUCAGUGUGCUCAUGGAAGGCCAACCAUGGCCCCUCUUCUGAACAUCUCGGCGCUUCAUGAGCAGUUGGAGAAGCUUAAAUUCAACAAUGGGGGCGCAAAUGAGGCAUGGCAUGGACUCCGCCAUCAUCCCCGUAGCAUUCAUCAUGCGCAAAUGCUUCUAGACUCCAGUAAUAGGUUUUGCGGUGGAUGAUAAGUUUGCCUACUAGUGUUCGAGUUAUCUUCGAUAUAUUGUCGAGAAACACCAUUUUUCAAUGUUAUGAUUCACAAUCAUGAUCCUUGAGCUGUUUCGAUGUAAGAACCACUCAUUUGCAAUUGCUAAUAAUGAUAUAUGUUAGUCGCAA